This is a messenger RNA of Phragmites australis (common reed), 1838 nucleotides long. RefSeq names its product transcription factor bHLH130-like. Gene Ontology annotation, cellular component: nucleus. The coding region runs from base 293 to 1456 and encodes 387 amino acids. Gene Ontology annotation, molecular function: protein dimerization activity; DNA-binding transcription factor activity, RNA polymerase II-specific; RNA polymerase II cis-regulatory region sequence-specific DNA binding. NCBI's taxonomy places the organism in Eukaryota, Viridiplantae, Streptophyta, Magnoliopsida, Poales, Poaceae. Gene Ontology annotation, biological process: regulation of transcription by RNA polymerase II. The transcript is spliced from 5 exons. The record is from RefSeq and is a predicted model, not a curated record.
CUUCCUUCCUCGUUUCCGGUAACUUCCGCCAUUAUAAAUAGCGCCGAGCUCUCACUUGGUCACUCCCACAUGCUAAACUGCUACGGCCCUCCCCUUAUCUAUAGCUCCCCACGCGCCACUGCGCCGCGCUGCAGCUGAUCGCUGUCCCUCCCUUCUUUCUCCUCCCGCUCGACCGAUCGGUUUCACAUUUCACCGUCAUCUGCGAUUCUCCAUCCGCUGCGGUUAAUCCGAUUGCGUCGUGCUGUUUGCUACACGAGCUGUGCUCUGCCAAUUGGGGGAGGUGAGGUGGGUGAUGCACGGCUCGCCGGUGCCCAAGGACCUCAACUUGCCAGCAUCCCAGCCGCAGCCGACGCCGCCGCAGAUGAACUCCCCGGGCCUGCUGCGGUACAGGUCGGCGCCGAGCACUCUGCUCGGCGAGGUGAUGUGUGGAGAUCAGGACGCGGCCGGCGCGGGGCACCGCCCGGACAACGCCGCGGACGCCGCCCUCACCCGCUUCCUCGCCGGCCACCACCCUGAGAUCCGGGACACCAAGCCUCCCCGCCCCGCCGCCCCUCACUUCAUGGAGGACGCCGCGUCCAUGGUCUCACAGCAGCAGCAUCUGACGUACCCGUCGCAGCAGCAGCAGCAGAUGGCUGCCAUGGAGGGGCUCUACCGCACCCUCAGCUCCGGCGGAACGGAGCCCGCCACCGCCGCCUUUAGCGCCGGCAACAGCCUUCUCCGGCAGAGCAGCUCCCCCGCCGGCUUCCUCAACCACAUGAAUAUGGACAACGGGUACGGGAAUAUGCUCCGGGCAGGCAUGGGCGUCGGCGCCGGCGGGUUCAGGAACGGCGUCAGCGGCGACGCGCGGCUCAAGGGGCAGCUGAGCUUCUCGUCUCGACAGGGCUCGGUGAUGUCGCAGAUCUCGGAGAUGGGCAGCGAGGAGCUCGACGGCGGCAGCAGCCCCGAGGCCGGCAGCAACGGCGCGCGCGGCUACAGAGGCAUCCCGGGGUACCCGAUGGGCAGCUUAUCCGGCUGGGACGAACCGUCGCCGACGUCCAGCGUGAAGCGCCCCCGCGACCAGGCCUCCGAGCCCCCUCAGGCACCGCCAAACGGGCACCAUCUAACGCCGCAGCUCAGCCUGCCCAGCGGCAACGGCAAGCCCUCGGCGGAGAUGGCGGCAAUCGAGAAGUUCCUCCAGUUCCAGGACGCCGUCCCCUGCAAGAUCCGCGCCAAGCGCGGCUGCGCCACCCACCCCCGCAGCAUCGCCGAGCGGGUGAGGAGGACACGCAUCAGCGAGCGGAUACGGAAACUGCAGGAGCUCGUGCCCAACAUGGAAAAGCAAACGAACACGGCUGACAUGUUGGACUUGGCCGUCGACUACAUCAAGGAUCUUCAGAAGCAGGUCAAGGUGUUAAAUGACUGCCGCGCUACUUGCAGCUGCCCCUCCAGCAAGCUGCAGAACCAGUUCACCAGCUAAGCCCGAAUUCCCGGUGCUGGUAGAAGCAUCUGCACCGGUACAAGUUUAAAGUGCCGCUGUACUUAUCAGGCAGCUGUCAGCAUCUAUGAAGAAGGCAAGGGGAGAUGGAUCGUGGAGAUGAGAUCUGGUUUGUACAUUAGCAACUUAGCAAGCGCCAAGCGGCAGCCCAACGGAAGCGUAGGGCCACAUGUUAGUGACAGUUGUGAUGUUAAUUCGCUGGUCCUUAAAAAGGAGAUGAGAUCAGAAUGUGCAGGGCUUUGUCUUGUCUUCGCUACACGUACGUGCAUGCGGCCAGAUGCGGUGCAGCUGUCUGUCAGCAUGCCCGUGGCCUUGUCCAUUGCAUUUCCCUCUAUGGUAAGCCUGCAGGCCUUAUUUAACACCA